Molecule: messenger RNA, 1189 nt
Organism: Truncatella angustata
Lineage: Eukaryota; Fungi; Ascomycota; Sordariomycetes; Amphisphaeriales; Sporocadaceae
Exons: 1
Coding region: 151-1032 (293 amino acids)
Source: RefSeq, a predicted model, not a curated record
CGCCAGAAUGCGGAGACCGCAAGAAACGGAAACCACGCUAGUCUAGAGUUCAGAAGCCCCAACACCUAAAAUUCACCUAUUGCCGAACGAAAAUAGCCCCGCCAACUCUACUGGUCAUCUCCAGAAAACCACCAAAUUCUAGUACGUCACAUGGAGAACGAAGACAUGCUGAGACCAUUGCCUGACCAUGUUGACUUGCUCAUCCUUGGAGCAGGCUGGACCUCGGAUUUCUUGAUACCUCUGCUUGAGAAGAAAAACAUAUCCUAUGCGGCCACAUCAACGACCGGCCGAGACGGCACGAUACCUUUCAAGUAUGACCCAAAUACCGAAGACCCUGCACAGUUCAGGAGAUUGCCCUCAGCUGUCACCGUCGUUAUUGUAUUCCCACUCAAGGGCAAAGGUCAAUCAAGUCACCUGACCAAGCUCUACAAAAAGACCCACGAGAGCAGUGAGCCCCACUACAUCCAACUCGGUGCUACAAGCAUUUGGAAGGGCGAGGGCUGGCAAAAUGACGACUCGCCCUAUGACACCAGCAACUCACGUGCCAUUGCGGAAGAUGAGCUUAUGGGGGUUGCCAACGGCGCGGUCAUGAACCUUGCUGGCCUGUACGGUGGCGCCCGGCAGCCUCGAAACUGGGUUGAUCGCGUAGUCAAGACAAAGGACGAACUCAAGGGCAAGGGCGCCCUGCAUCUCAUCCAUGGCGAGGAUGUCGCAAGGGGGAUCAUCGCACUGCAUAAGAACUUCACUCCUGCGAAGCGCUGGCUUCUGUGUGACCUCCAUACAUACGAUUGGUGGGAUCUCGUGCAGGACUGGGCAAUCAAGGUACAAUAUGAUGCUGAAGCUGGUAACAUUCGCGUGGAGGAUGCCGAGAUUGCGAAACAAAAGCAAAUGCAGGUCUGGGUAGGCGAGUUGAUGGAGGAAGAAGGCGUCAAGGCAUUGCCCAGAGACUCGCCCUUGCUUGGUCGUGUCCUUGAUGGAAGGGCAUUCUGGAAGACAGUGGGAAUUUGGCCGAGUCAAGGACGUGUACUUUAAGAUGUUUCCAUGGAUGUAACCAAAAGCUUUUGUAAUUCUCCAAUUUCGAUAUUUGGACUCAAAAUCGCUCCUGGAAUGCAUGCAUCGAGAGCACUGGAAUAUCUCUGAUAUACGUCAGCCAGCACUAAUUUCAGCUCUCCAUUUGAUAUAAUACCAG